Molecule: messenger RNA, 2700 nt
Organism: Danio rerio (zebrafish)
Lineage: Eukaryota; Metazoa; Chordata; Actinopteri; Cypriniformes; Danionidae
Source: RefSeq, a predicted model, not a curated record
UUAGGGAAAUGCAAGCAAAUUUCAUGAGUUGUAUAUAUUUUGAAGCAUAGUAUUAAAAAAAACUUAAAUGAGAUAUUUGGUGGAAAAACUGACCAAAAUUAGAGAACACUUUCAGAUUCCUCUGUAUUUGUGUUAAUCUGACAUCUGAUGGAAUUUCCUUGACAAAGAACCAACAGUCUAAUUUCAUUUAUUUUGCAAGUUGGCCAUCUGUUCUAGUAUGACUGAUGAAGACCAGCAAUAUUACCCCUAAUUUAAGUGAAUGCAAAUAUUUAUAAACAUUUCCUUCUGCAACAUUAUUCUGUUCAUGCAUUCAUCAUCCAGUCAGUAUGCAAUUGGCAAAGAGCCAAAUGCACAGCAAAAUAGGUAAGGCUGUUCAUUCAAGCUAAAAAUAAUGAAAUGGCAGACUGGAGUACUGCUGUAAACCUGAUUCAAAUUUUAAUUAAUUAAUUUUCUUUUCGGCUUAGUCCCUUUAUUAAUUCGGAGUUGACGCAGCAGAGUGAACCAACCAACUUAUCCAUCACGUUUUACGCAGCAGAUGCCCCUCCAGCUGCAACCCAUUAAUGGGAAAUGAUUGAAAUUUAUGGGGAAAAAAUCCUUCUGAUAGUCAUUAUCCUUAAAAUUUGUCUAAAAACCCAGUACUGUUGGUGAACUGUGGAGAUUGAGGAAGAGCUGAUCAAGAUCACAGGGUUAGCAGUGAUAGACUAGUGAUGUGCCUGUAGAUUUGUUGCAGACAUUUUUUUUUUUAGUUAUUGACUGAUGUAAACUUAAAUAAUUGCUAUUUUCUUUUACGUGCUACAAUUGUUGCUGUUCUCUAACUUUAAUUACAAAAUUGCUAAAGUGACUUUUUUUAUAAGGAGAAAAAAAAGUUACAUCAAGAAAUACCUUCAAACGCUGAAUGGUGAAUAUUGUCUCUAAUGAAUAAAUAAAUAAUCUGCUUUAAUGUUGCACUUCUGUCUCAACUUAAAUUAAGUGACAAAUUGUUUUAUGAUGCAAUUUGAGCUCUCCAGGGAACCUUUUUUGUUUUUUAAACGGCCAAAUUAUAAAAUGUAUUUAAUAAAACAAUAAAAAUAAUAUUUAAACUGAGUUUGUGAACUGGGUGUUAAAAAUAAUGACCUAAAAUAUUUUCCAAGCCACAUUUUAGAAAGAUUUAUAAAAUCAAUUUUCCAUCCACAGCAUAACUUUGGUAUUAUUUAAGAAGUUACUUUUUACAUUAGAAUGGGGGGCACACUUUCAUAACAUCUAAAACAUUGAAAACAAUUACAUUACAACCCCAACGUCCUUGCAUUAAAUAUAACAUUUUCACUAUUCUUAAUUUUUUUCUCAUAUUCUGCUUUAAAUAUUAAAAAUCGUAUCAUCGAUUGUAACUUACACAAGACAUGCUAGAAAUCGUUGGACUUUUGCACAAAUCAUCGUGGUCAGACCAACCCCCCCAGAAAAAACGUCUACAGUUCUUGUCCUUUUGCUGUCAGUAAGAAGCUGCGUGUAUUUUCUAAAACUGGAUAAUCCUGUUUAUUUAUUUAUUUAAUUUAUUGAAGAAUGGUUUUUAUCGCGUUUGAAUGCCUGAAAGCCGUCGACAAGGAUGCCUCAAGAAUAACCUUAAGAUUAUUUUGCUCAUGAAUUUUGUUUGGAUCAUGAUUGUGGAACUUUAAGUUCGUUAAGAAAAUGAACCUCUGCUUAUGGUUGAACCUCAUAACAUUUUCCGGUCUGCUUUUGUCGUUGGACACAAGAGCUCAUCAAGCUGAAGAAGAGCCGCUGACUGCCUCAAACAUGUCCCACUAUUCAACACACCUCUCCAAAGCUAAAUCCAUCACCCCGACUGAAGCAUCUGUGAACACGCUGCACAUCUCAACACCCAGCAAACACCUGAUCUCUGCAUCUAUAGGCGUUCCUCCAGGUCACCUAACAGCAGGUGGUGGAUUUGAUGCGGGUAGUUUCCUCGGUGGUAUGAUUCUGGCCUUUAUCAUCAUACUGGCCGUCGCUGUAGGGUACAGGCUGUUCUGCUCAAAACGGGCGAUUCGCUACAGGGUCAUCGAGGAACAUGAUGCCAUCAUUUAAAAAUGGAGCCAUCCAAGAAACCUUCAUGAUCUGAGGAGUUGGUUUUCAUCAUAAUUCAUAUGCAUAUGAGGGGUGUGUUCCUGGUGUCUUCACACUGGUUUGACUUGAUUUAAUUGAACCAAUUGAGGGUGUGAUUGCUUUGUUAGCGCCACUCAUUUAAAUGUGUGAACUUCGCAAUCCAAAUGGUGCACAGACACUAAUGAAAUGUAGGUUUCGGUCCACUUCCAAAUAAACUGUAAUGCUGUUCAACAGACAAUAUGAAUGCAGCAAGGACCAAACAAAACAAAACUUGGUGAAACAAAAACAGCAAAUGAUGUCAUAAGAUGUGACUAUAAAAGUACAGAAUGCUCAAAAUUGUAGUUUUUUGCUGCAAUUCUUGACGUGUGUGUAGCAGGAUUUAUCCUGACUCCUUUAUUAUUAUCAUUAUUAUUUUUAAGCUUUUCAACACAUAAAAAUAAUAUCUCAGGUCCACAUAUAGAAGUGAGUUUCACAUAGUAUACAGUACUGCUUUGGAUGUUUAGUAUGAAAAUAUACAUCACAAAACUUUUUUUGAGGGGACCGACUGUGAAAAGAACACAAUGUUUAUACAUAUUUUUGUGUUUUGGUUUGGUUAUUAAAGCUAUUUUGACAGUUUCUAAGUAAAAG